GAAGAACGGGCGCAGACACUGCUCGAGUUUCGUCGGCAGCACACCGCGAGUCCGUUUCGCCGUAAAAUAUUAUAUUUUAUUAAUUUAUACCGCACAACAGUUCGCGUUCGAAAUACCGUAUAUAAUCCGCACGACGUGAUAUCUCGUCGCAGUGCCUUUUAUCGAUAUUCGUUUGACGAGUUGCUGCUUCUGCCGUCGACGAUUUUCAAUUUAUUAGUGCGCUCGCAUUAUAUAGUAUACGGCACACACGCAUAUAAUAAUAAUAAUAAAAUUGUAUUGCGGUGUACCUACCACGUUUUACAAGAUAUAGUUCGGUUUUCUUCACAGUCCAAUACAUAUAAUAUAAGACGCCGACUAAUUAUUUAUAUAUACGUACGCGAUAAAAUUUCAAUCGGCUUUACCUGAUUUUGUUGUCACCGCAUACGACGACCGCCACACUUGUCGUACUGAUAUUAUAAUAACACUACAUGAUGGACGAUCCUUGGUACAAAUCGACGGAUUCGUUGACGUGGGCGUUGACAAGGAAAAAGACCGAUUCGGACGAACCGAGCAAAGAAAAACUCAAUAGGGUGUUGACCUUCUUCGACUUGACCGCAUUGGGCACUGGCUCCACAUUGGGAUGCGGUGUGUACGUGUUGGCUGGAGCAGUGGCCAAAUCCAUCGCUGGCCCAGCCGUAGUCCUGUCCUUCGCCAUCGCCGCCGUCGUGUCUGCGUUUUCCGGACUAUGUUAUGCUGAGUUUGCUGGCCGAGUGCCCAAAGCUGGAUCUGCGUAUAUCUACAGUUACGUGGCAGUUGGAGAGUUCACCGCGUUCGUCAUUGGUUGGAAUCUGCUCAUCGAACAUCUCAUUGGAACCGCUGCUGUGGCCAAGGCCAUGAGCAAUUACUGUGAUUCUCUGCUGGGAAAUCCACAGAGGAGAUACAUGACUGAAUAUUUCCCCAUACACAUCGGCUUCUUGGCCGAUUAUCCCGACCUUGCGUCAUUCUUAGUGAUCGUCAUCAUUUCGCAAAAGUCGAUGGAUCCGGAUGCACCACUUCCGGCCCUCUAUGAAAAUUUGGGUAUGCCGACGAUAAAAAUUAUAGUCUCCGGUGGUGCGAUAUUCGCAUUGUGCACAAGUCUUUUGGGUGCAAUAUUUCCACUACCUCGUAUCUUGUACUCGAUGGCUAGCGACGGUCUGCUUUUCAAGUUCUUGUCGAACAUCAACUCCACGACGAAGACCCCUCUGAUAUCCACGAUCAUUUGCGGAGUUUUUGCCGGUACUUUGGCCGCAGUAUUCAAUCUCGAGCAGCUCAUCGAUAUGGCGUCCAUCGGCACACUCCAGGCCUACACGAUCGUUUGCAUUUGCGUGUUGAUAUUGAGGUACACAGACAACAGUCCGUCCAUCCAAGACAACAUGACGAAGUCGAAAGGUAUCACGGUUUUCACAUGGUUGAACUUAUCGAACGCAAAAGUGCCGAACUCAGAUACCCAAUACGUUUCGAGGGCUUUGAUAUUCAUAUUUAGUGCCUGUACGUUUGUGUUUGCAAUAAGCUUGGCAAACAUGGAAUCACAUCAUGGCAACACGAGGAACGUACUCAUGAUAAUAAACGUAAUAGCACUUUUGGUGUUGUUGGUUACGUUGUUCAUGUUGGGCAGACUUCCGACAGCCGUGGAAGAUCUAUCGUUCAAGGUGCCCCUGGUUCCCAUCAUUCCAUGUUUGAGCAUUGUACUAAACGUUUACCUGAUGAUGGAACUCGAGUACAAGACUUGGAUAAGGUUCAUAGUGUGGCUCAUAUGUGGAUUAUUGAUAUAUUUGUUCUACGGUAUCGGUCACAGUUUGGAAGGCAAUAAGCAAAAAAUUCAACUUAACACAAUUCAAAUCAAACCGAAGCUAUAAUCGGUUAGUUUUUUGGAUGUUUGUAAAAUUACACAUAGAUUGAAAUCAAUUCCAUUGGAUUCCUCAUCUAUUUUGAAAAAUAUG
Molecule: messenger RNA, 1958 nt
Organism: Myzus persicae (green peach aphid)
Lineage: Eukaryota; Metazoa; Arthropoda; Insecta; Hemiptera; Aphididae
Product: high affinity cationic amino acid transporter 1-like
Exons: 12
Coding region: 468-1874 (468 amino acids)
Biological process (GO): transmembrane transport; amino acid transport
Cellular component (GO): plasma membrane
Molecular function (GO): amino acid transmembrane transporter activity
Source: RefSeq, a predicted model, not a curated record